UCCCCGUUUUCCCGGGACGUGGAGCAACUAGGAAAAACACUUUCAGUUUCGAUAUGAAUCACAAGUCGUUCAGCGAGCCAGUCAUACAGGAGCACAGGAAGCGCUUUCCAAACCCGCCCGUGUUGUGUCCCGAUGUGAGGAGCGCUGAGACAGGCUCGCUUUUCUAAAGGGAAAUGAAGAUGGGAUUCCUGGGGAGGACCUGUCUCAUUGUCUUGAGUUUGCUACCAGCUGUUUCUACACAAGGACGAUGGACUGUCGUUGGCUCUGAUCAGCCUGUCAUUGCUGAGCCUGGUGAUGAAGUCAUCCUGCCCUGUCACAUUUCACCCCGACUCAGUGCUGUGGACAUGGAAGUGAGGUGGUUCAGGGAUGCAUUUGAAAAACCAGUCCAUUUAUAUCGUUUCCAAGAGAAUCUUCUAGAAACACAGGACAGUGAUUACCGGGGCCGCACUGCUCUCUCUCCCUUAGCACUACAGAGAGGUGAUAUCUCUCUGAAACUGAAAAACCUCCAGCCCUCUGAUAGAGGCGUCUAUACCUGCUAUGCUGAUGGUGGAAGUUGGUAUGAAGAAGGACAGACUGAAGUGAUAGUCGCAGCUCUGGGGACCCAGCCCUCAAUCUCUAUAGACUCUACACAAGGAGAGCAGACCCGGCUGGUGUGCAGAUCAGAGGGGUGGAGCUCUGAACCUGAAGUGAUCUGGAGAGACAAGGAUGGAAACAAUGUGACAUCACUGUCCAGCCCAACAGUGCAGAGUGACAGUCAGGGGUUCCUCAGUGUCAGCAGCUACAUCAAAAUCAAACAGCAGUCCAAUGUGUUCUCUUGUCUGGUUAGAAGUAAAACACCCAAACCAGACUGGGAAUCCAAACUCCACAUAUCCAGUGAUUUUUUCCCAGGAGUCUGUGGAUGGAUGGUGGCUUUCUUCUUGACUUUAGCUCUCAGUAUUGGAGCCAUUCCUCUGCUGGUGAUCCAAUGGAGAAGAAUGGAUGCCAUGGAGAGAAAGCUUGAGCCUAUGGCUGCUCAGCGCCUUCGUGAGGAACUUGAGUCUGUGAGCCGCACCCUUAAAUCAGAAUGGAAGUGGAUCCUCAGCUCAGCAGUUGACAGUUUGACUCUGGACCUUGAUACAGCACACCCCCGGCUCACACUGCCUGUGGAUGGGAAACAAGUGAGAGGGAAAAGGCAGGAUUAUAACAGUUCUCAGAGAUUUGAUUACAGGCGCUGUGUGCUGGGCAAGGAGGGCUUCACCUCAGGGAGACACUACUGGGAGCUGGGGGUGGGAAAGAAUACAUUCUGGAGAUUAGGAGUCAGCAGAGAGUCUCCCCCGAGGAAGGAGGAGUUCAGCAUGACCCCCCAGCAGGGUUACUGGACUGUGGGGUGGGAUGGAGAUGAAGAUAAAGAUGAGUUCAUUGCUCUCACUGACCCCCAGACCCCCCUCCCCCUGAGCCUGAAGCCCCAGAAGCUGGGGGUGUAUCUGGAUUAUGAGGAAGGACGGCUCUCCUUUUACAAUGUGGAGACCAGAUCUCACAUCUACACUUUCACUGACAUGGAGUUCAAUCCCAAUGAGAAACUCUAUCCAUUCUUCUGGACUUGGGACGAGAAAACAGACCUUGCACUGGUGUCCCCGGGGAAGAUGAAUGACAGCUCUUUCUUUCUUCUAGUCUGGAAAUGGAUUCUUGCUGCAUCAGUUGAUGUGACUCUGGACCCUGAUACAGCACAGCCCGAGCUCAUCCUGUCUGCGGAGGGGAAACGAGUGAGAUGGGGAGAGACACGGCAGGAUCUCCCUGACAAUCCAGAGAGAUUUGAUGACUGGCUCUGUGUGCUGGGCAGGGAGAGCUUCACCUCGGGGAGACGCUACUGGCAGGUGCAGGUGGGGGGGAAUACAUGGUGGAGAUUAGGAGUCAGCAGAGAGUCUGCCCAGAGGAAGGGGGGGUUCAGCAUGACCCCCCAGCAGGGUUACUGGACUGUGGAGUGGAGUGGAGGUGGGUUCAUUGCUCUCACUGACCCCCAGACCCCCCUCCCCCGGAGCCUGAAGCCCCAGAAGCUGGGGGUGUAUCUGGAUUAUGAGGAAGGGCAGCUCUCCUUUUACAAUGUGGAGACCAGAUCUCACAUCUACACUUUCACUGACAUGGAGUUCAAUCCCAAUGAGAAACUCUAUCCAUUCUUCUGUAAUGGGGACUGGAAUACAGCCCUUGUGCUGGAGUCCCCUGACCCUGACCCUGUCAGUGCUGCAGAUUAAACACACAUUGCUGUCUGAACCAGGAAACUAUUCAAACAGCUCAGACAAUCUCCUCUUCACUUUCACUGACACUCUCUCUGCACUCUUCUGGGCUGAUGAGAAGAAAUCCUCUCUCUUCCACCCUCUUACCCUGAGCCCCUCCUCUUUAUUUCUCUACACCCCCUUUCCUACUCUCCCUUCCUGUCUCCGUCUCUCUUUCCCCUCCACCUCUCUCCAUCUCCUUCUCUCUUUCUCUCCUCUCCCCUUCUCCUCUCUGCCUCCCCUAUGGCUCUCCCCUCCUCUUUCUCUCUCCCUUCCCUCUGAUAUGCUAAUCCCCUCCCUUUCCCACUCUCCCUCUCUCCUCCAUCCUCUCUACUCUCCCUCUCUCCACCCUGCCUUCUCUCCUCUCCCUCUCUCCUCCAUCCUCUCUACUCUCCCUCUCUCCUCCAUCCUCUCUACUCUCCCUCUCUCCACCCUGCCUUCUCUACUCUCCCUCUCUCCUCCAUCAUUUCUACUCUCCCUCUCUCCACCCUGCCUUCUCUACUCUCCCUCUCUCCUCCCUGCCUUCUCUACUCUCCCUCUCUCCUCCAUCCUCUCUCCUCUCCCUCUCUCCACCCUGCCUUCUCUACUCUCCCUCUCUCUUCCAUCCUCUCCUCUCUCCCUCUCUCCUCCAUCCUCUCUACUCUCCCUCUCUCCUCCAUCCUCUCUACUCUCUCUCCUCCAUCCUCUCUACUCUCCCUCUCCCUCUCUUCUUCCUCUCCCCUCUCUACUCUCCCUCUCUCCUCCCUCCCCCCUCUAAUUUUGUUCUGUGAUAUUUUGUAACAGCUGUAAGUCGCCCUGGAUAAGGGUUUCUGCUAAGAAAUAAAUAAUGAUAAAAGACUUUCUAGACAAUAGAUGAAUGCAUUAUUUUCCAUGUAAUCAAUAUUUACACUGAAGCUGAGAUGUUCCCUGAAUAUUAUUCAUUGCUAAACUUAGUGAACUGAUUUCUGCUCUUUUGAUAUGAAUCUUCUGUUCUGUUUUUGUAGCGCAUCUAUUUUCUAUCUUUCUUGAUAAAAUGUAUAAAAGAUAUAACGGUGUUGUGUGAUUUACUGCUCAAUUGUUUACCUCGGCAAUCUUGAACUCGUAAAAAGAAAGACAUUCAUGACAGCAGAGUGCUGAUUAAAUGAGACCAUUACACAUAUGAA
Acipenser ruthenus (sterlet) is the source of this 3391-nucleotide messenger RNA. RefSeq names its product butyrophilin subfamily 1 member A1-like. The record is from RefSeq and is a predicted model, not a curated record. The coding region runs from base 174 to 2228 and encodes 684 amino acids. NCBI's taxonomy places the organism in Eukaryota, Metazoa, Chordata, Actinopteri, Acipenseriformes, Acipenseridae. Gene Ontology annotation, molecular function: protein binding. The transcript is spliced from 11 exons.